CUUCUUUUUUGUAUCAUGUCUAGUAUGAAAGGAACGAUGUCGACUUUUUCACUUUUCUAGUAGAUAUAUCGAGGAUGUAUCGCCCAGCAAAACAUCGAUGCAUCGUUUGCAUUCCUAACCAUAUUUGAAGAAGCAGAAGUUCACACAUUAGGAAUAUGGCUGUCGCUGCAGUGCAAAAAUUUCACUGCGGCGAAGUAUUUGUUACCACCAAUUUUUGUAUGAUUCUGGAGUGCAAAUCGUGCAAUGAACAAUUUGGUGUUUACACAACAUUUUUGAAUCACAUAUUUGAAAAACACUUCGAUGAUUGGAAUGCAUCAGAAAAGUCAAAACGCCAAAAACCUAAAAAAGUGGCGACUAUUACUGAGCAGGAGAUUCCUAAGCUUCCACCAGAUGAUCAAUACAUAGAAAUCGAUUCUAAGACUUUAAAGGAAUUUUCGUUGGAAAGUGACGAACAGGAUUUGAUAACAGAAGAAUUAACGCCAAUGGGUGAUGAUGUAGUGGUUGUAGAAGAAAGUAUAAUCGAAGAGGACGAGCGCCCUCACAAAACUAUAAAGCAAACUCCGAGACAGUUGCGGGCUUAUGACUCCACAGCCUCCGGCAGCAAAGGAAAAUAUAAGUGCAGGAUUUGCGGUUUCGCAGGUUCCGGCGCACAUAACCUGCGUGGCCAUGAGCUACGGCACACUAAUAUAAAGCCUUUCACCUGUCUAAAAUGUGAUAAAGCAUUCUAUACAAGCACAGAAUUGAAUGCACAUACCCGGCGGCACACUGGCGAAAAGCCGUUUGUCUGUGCUUACUGUGGCAAAAGCUUCACAACAGCUGGGAUGUUAACUAGCCAUGAAAGACGUCAUGGCCAACGGAAACAUAAAUGUGACCAAUGUGAGAAGAGCUUCUUUGAGGCUUCUCACCUACGAAUUCACGCUGUUGUACACUCCCAGGAACGCAAUUAUGAAUGUGAGACAUGCCACGCCAAGUUUACUCGCAAAAAAACACUAAGAACUCAUAUGAAAUUGCAUGAAAAUGCAUUAGGCUAUGAAUGUAUCAUCUGCCAUAUGCGUUUCAACCAGCGGCCUACGUUGCUAUGGCAUGUGAAGAGUAAACAUAACGUACUUCGAGCAGAUGCGGAAAUCAAAGCCUCUGUUAAACCUAUUGAUCUUAUCUGAGAGCCUGACUAGCAAAAUUAGGUUUGUUGUAUAAAAUAAAUCAACAUUGAAAGGAAAAUCUACAUACAUCACAGUUAUUGCAUAAAUAUAAAGAGAUUAAUUAGAAAAGAAAUGUGAAAAACUAGAGUAUAAAAAUA
Molecule: messenger RNA, 1297 nt
Organism: Rhagoletis zephyria (snowberry fruit fly)
Lineage: Eukaryota; Metazoa; Arthropoda; Insecta; Diptera; Tephritidae
Product: zinc finger protein 695-like
Source: RefSeq, a predicted model, not a curated record